Molecule: messenger RNA, 8654 nt
Organism: Thunnus maccoyii (southern bluefin tuna)
Lineage: Eukaryota; Metazoa; Chordata; Actinopteri; Scombriformes; Scombridae
Gene: st3gal2
Product: ST3 beta-galactoside alpha-2,3-sialyltransferase 2
Exons: 8
Coding region: 1-1440 (479 amino acids)
Molecular function (GO): beta-galactoside (CMP) alpha-2,3-sialyltransferase activity
Source: RefSeq, a predicted model, not a curated record
AUGAAGUCUUUCCGCUACUACUCUGAUACAGUGGGUGAUCUUGUGGUCCAGAGUACUAGUCAGGGGGUCGUCCCGGUCACGCCGACCAGGUCUUGGCGGUUGUUGCGUGGAGGGAGCAGCGGUAGCAGCACAGGAGGAGGUGGGCUGGGGACAGUGGCAGGCCCAGGGGUGGGGGCAUGGCCAUGGGGGGGCCGCAUCCCGUCCUCCACCCUGCAUCGGGACAGGCGCUGGGGCUGGGGGUCCUGGGGCGGAGUUCCAUUCAGGGGAGCUCCCAGACUCUCCGAGUUCAGGCCCUGGCUGAGCGGAGGGGCGGCUGGGGCGGCAGGAAGCGGAGGUAGUAGCGGGGGAGGAGGAGGCGGAGGCGGAGCGGAGAAAGGAGGCAGGGUGAGAUGUUCCCGCAGAGUCUGGGUUCUCCUUGGCUCGCUGGUUCUCGUCUUUCUCACCUCACUGUUCUUCUCCGUCUCGCUCCGGGGAGGCGUUGGCUUCAACUACCUGGAGCCACCUGGGUGGGAGGAGUCACGGCGGGUGAAGCUGGUGCCCAGCUACGUGGGCGCACACCGGCUGUCGCCACCUGACACACAGCAGCAGAAGACAUGUGCCUGCUCUCACUGUGUCGGAGACCCCGGCGUUUCUGAUUGGUUCGAUGAGAACUACGACCCGGAUAUCUCACCUGUUUGGACGAGAGACAACAUCCAACUGCCCUCUGAUGUCUACUACUGGUGGGUGAUGUUACAGCCCCAGUUUAAACCCCACAGCAUCCAGCAGGUGCUGCUGAGGUUGUUCCAGGUGAUUCCCGGAAGGUCACCGUACGGUUCUUGGGAUCCGGGACGCUGCCUGCGCUGCGCUGUGGUGGGCAACUCCGGAAACCUCCGCGGGGCCGGAUAUGGGGCGACCAUUGAUGGACACAACUACAUCAUGAGGAUAAACCUGGCCCCCACGGUGGGCUACGAGGAAGACGCCGGCAGCCACACCACUCAUCACUUCAUGUAUCCGGAGAGCGCCAAGAACCUGGCGUCCAACGUCAGCUUUGUCCUGGUCCCCUUUAAAACACUGGAUCUUGUCUGGAUCACCAGCGCUCUGUCCACCGGCCAGAUUCGAUUCACCUACGCUCCAGUGAAGCAGUUUCUCCGUGUGGAUAAAGACAAGGUCCAAAUCUUCAACCCUGCAUUCUUUAAAUACAUCCAUGAUCGCUGGACCAGACAUCAUGGGCGCUACCCCUCCACUGGCAUGCUAGUGCUGUUCUUUGCCCUGCACGUUUGUGAUGAGGUGAAUGUGUUUGGUUUUGGGGCGGACAGCCGGGGAAACUGGCACCACUACUGGGAGCAGAACCGCUACUCCGGAGAGUUCAGGAAAACGGGGGUCCACGAUGCCGACUUCGAAGCUCAGAUCAUUCAACGGCUCGCCAAGGCCGGCAAAAUCACCAUAUUCCCUGGGAAAUAACCAGCAAAUCACCCUGCAUAUCUAAGGUUAUAUGUUAAAAAGCUGGUUCGGCAACAGACACUAUAGAGGCCACUUAGAAUGUGUUAGAUAUUCUUGCUUUCACUUAUUUGGGCUCCCAGUCAGUAAACCAAAAGCUUACUGAAGGUGAGACGAAAUGGUCACAGAUGAGGUAAAAAUGGAUUUCAGUUCCCCAACUGGUACAAAAAAGUGUCAUUCCAAUCAUAUUCCCUCAUGUUUGGGAAGUGGCCCACCAGCCAAGAUCCCGAUUGGAGAAAAUGGUGUACACUCUUAAGAACCAGGAUUAGGGAACAUAAAGAUCCAAAUGUAGUUCUACUCACAGAGGAUUGACCUAAAAGUGAGAGUUGAGCCUUAAACUAGACUAUAAAGCAAUUGGCUCAAGAUUUCACCUCUAAUGACCAGUACUGGGAUUGAAAGAUAAGACCACUAAUUGGUUUCCAAGGGCAGCUUCAACUCAGGAGUGGAAAAAAAAACAAGUGAGGGCCAGACAGAAAGAAAAUGCAACAAAUCACCAGAAAUACUGACUGUGUUUGACACAAAGAGAGAGCCGGAGAGGGAAUGAUCACAUGCAAAUAUCCCACUUUUGGACUCAAACCAGUGGAAAUGAAUAGUGGAUAAGGAUCCAGUCCUCAACCAUUAACAUAAACACAGUGUACUUGUUACUGAAAAGGCCACAGAAACAGCACCAUCAGCAAUCAUCUAGGGGACUAUUGUUCUACAGCCAUGUGGUUUCUGGUAGUGACAAAGUUCAUCUUCACUUGCUUGACUCAUCAGAUACAAACUGUGCUGCAAUGAGAAGCUGUUGUACUGUUGAACAUUUUCCGUCUCAUACAGAGCCCUGUGCCAUGACUUUACUAUACUAUAUGGGACGAAACAUCACUCACCACUUGUCACUGUCAUUACUCUACAUUACGUGAGAUCUGCCUCACAAGACACUAUUACAAGGACCUUGUGUGACUUGUGAUGGGUUGUAAAGCAGUUGGUUAUAAGACCAUAGGUGAUUGCUGGGAGAUAAUAUCAAAUGACUGUCCUCUAAACCCCCCCCCAUCCCCAGGUGUGUACCAGGCUUAGCAAGGCCUCAACACCUUGCAGCACACUCACAGAAACAUUAUCCAGACUUUCUGCUUUCGGCCGUUGUGACUCAGAUAGUUCACUGCAGCGCUAGCACGAGCCUCCGCUUCUGUAGAGCCAGCUAGCCUGGUUUUAACCACCACAGCUGUGCUACAUUUUGUAUUCACAUCCAGACAGAGAGGAGAAAUGUUCUGAGAGAGUGUUGGUUUGACUGCGUGAGACUCUAAUGAGGCCAAAAGUCCAUGUCCUGGGAUUUCAUGUUUGGAUGGAGGCACACUGGUUUCUGGACUGGAGUUUAAUCCCCAUGUGGUCUGUCAGGGUCUAAUUUAGGAGAAAAGGACUAGAGACAGAGAGCCGAGGCAUGAAGAAACCAGUAGGACAAAGCCAGCAUGAGAAACACAUCAUUUGCUCCCUGGUUUUUAAGGAUGAAAAGAAAAGAUGGCGGUUCACUGUUGUUUAUGUGCAGCAACUUCACACUUCUACACAAACUGUACUGGGUUCACCACUUCGGUUUUGAAAGGACUGAGACAAAAAGUACCUCGCUCUGCUUCUUUUCCCUCUCACAGACCUAACCCUCCAAGCUGACUGCUGUGUCCCAGUGGAGUUAGAGAUCGUCAGGAGCAUUUUGUCCCAGAUUAGGGCCCCAGUGAUGGGAUGAAAGAAAAUGGAGAACCCUCUGGAUCUGGGAAUUAUUUAACAUGUCAGCAGCUCGGCUUCAUUAACCACUAGCCCUGGUCCCUGCUCAGCCAAUUAAAACUUCAGCUAUAUCUGGAGGGGGCAGAGCCACCAGACGCCUUAGACUUCACCUACGCACCGCAGAAACUGCACUUCCUGUUUUGAUUUUCAUGAUGAUGGCAUAUCCCCCCGCAGACUGCAGAUUUGAUUUGUUUGUUUUGUACUAUUUAGCUUUGAGUUUCAACUUUGGAUGGAUUUAUAAUGUUGGCUCCAUUUUUUUUUUUAAUUUGGUGGCACAUAAUGUGUUUUAUUACAAUUUGGUAUCAUCAAGUAAUAUCCCACUUAAAGAAUAGUUUGACAGUUUGGGAAAUAUGCUCAUUCACCACCUUUCUGAGAGGUAGAUGAGAAGAUUGAUACCACUCUCAUAUCUGUCUGUUAAAUGUGAAACUACAGCCAGGAGACAGUUAGUUUAGCGUGACAAAACCACAACUUUUUGUUUUUACACUUUGGUUUUUGUAACAAGAUAUGAUGUAUUAAGCAGUGAGCGGACAGAGCCAAGCUACCUGUGUCCCCCUGCUUCCAGUCUUUGUGCUAAGCUAAGCUAACUGCCUAUCAGCUCUAGCUUCAUAUAUACAGCGUACAGACAUGAGAGGGAUAUCAAUCUUACUCUCUGUCUUAAGUCACAUUGUUCAAGCAUUAGUUACAAAGACCACUCAGUGUUUUACAUUCAAGUGACAGAAGACAGAUUUGAGUCAGAAUCAGCGGAAAAAGAAAAUGUAUGCCACAAAGACGAAGGAAAAUAAAAGUGUUUGUUUUGAGCUGAAGCUGCAAAUCCAUCCAAAGAUGUCGUGGCAGAGAUGUGUUUAUCAAGAAGCAGCUGGUGGCUGAUAAUGAAAAGCACUCAGAGUUCCUACGCAGGUCCGGACAAUAUGAAGAAGUAACUGAUUGAAUAAGUCUUUAAAGGUGCGAUAAGUAACAUUUUUACCGCCUAUUACACAAAACUAAUGUUUUUUCAUAUGAUUGUUCAUCAGUCAGCCAUAUCAGUGACUCCACAGUUACUUCAAAUUGUGUUGAGUUCUGACCUGUAAAGCUCAUUUUCCAGACUUAAUUUAAUAGUUAGAGGCUACCCUGUGAUGGAAAGUCAUAGAUUACUUAAAGCUCAUGAAAACUUGGUUUGAAAUCUUAAGUAAUAUUUCUGUAUAAUAUUGCAUAUUUACAACUAACAUUCAACAUUCAAAGUUGAAAUUUGGAAAGAAAACAUCCUCAUGUAUUAUUUACUAAGAGUUAAACACUCAAAAACUUGACUAAUCGGAUUAUCUCAGCUAAUCUGUUUAUCUGUUAAUCUGUUUGUAAUUUGAUCAGAUAUGAUUGACAGCGGCCCGACAACAUUAGCAAACAAUAACAGCUGUUAUCAGAUUUUCAUUAGAACAUGAAAACAUCUUGAUAGAUAUAUGUGACAUCACAUUUUUCCAUGUGAGCAACGCCCCCAUUUCCAAUCAGUGAGAAAACCAACACACACACAUACAGAUUCCUCUCAAUUGAAAUAAGAAAAACUGUGUUGGAAAAUUGUGUCUUCAUGUAGGACUCCUCAAUUACAGAAUUUACAGAUUAAGAAAACAGAUAUUUUGGCAGAUAUGCUGCUUUAAAAUCUAUGAGAAAACAUUACCAGUCACAGCCAAGAGUUUACUGCCACUGUAUUCUUCCUGAGAAGGUGUCUCUGUAUUAUUUUAAUGACUCAUAAGGUGUUAUACAAUGAUCUAAAAAAAAAAAUCUGUAUGCCACCCCCAAACUGUCUAAGAAGUUAGUUCAACUUGUGAAGAGGAGCUGUGUAGGAAACGUGAGUGCCAGCGGCUGCGGCAGAUGGUACGUUCACGUGAGAUAACACCUGUGUACGUGUGCACAUUGUUGAACGCACAUCCCUCUGGGUUUGAUGCUAAAAGUUAAGGGAUGUAACCACGUGACGUGUUAUGAAGCUCGUCCUUAUUAAAUGUUUUCAUUUUUUCAUGUAUUCUUGCCAUCGCUCUUCCUGACUGAGCCUCCUGCUGAGAAAGGUUUGAAGGAGACGAACACACACGUAGUGAGGAGGGUGGAAGGGAGGGGGGUGACAUACUGCCCCCUGGAGGCGAUGGGAAGAACUGUGCCUCCUUUGCUGAUAUCAGUUCUGUAUUAUUGUUGUAUUAUCUUUGGAUGAACUCGUGUAACCACAUGUAUCACUGUUGUACUUUUAUCUGCUUUCAAUGUUUUUAUCCUUCUUUGCACAUAACAGAUUUUAUAGGAUGCUUUAGUGUUGAGCUGGGCUCAGUUUAAGAGUCAGUGUGAACAUAAUGUUUAUGUUUUCUCUCUCUUUGUCACACACACACACACACACACACACACAUGCACAUGCACAUGCACACAUUCAUGCUUUUGUGCCUUGUCCUGCUGCUGGACGUUUUUUCUCGCCUACAGCUGCUCCAUCAGCAACACACACCUGCUACCUUUGCGUCUUUUUUAGUCUACAUAGACUGACACACAAACACACACAUCUGCUGGCUGAGAGCUGUGCCUUCUGAGCUGUACACACACACACACACACACACACACUUACAUGAAAACACACACUCUGCCUUCUGCUCGUGGUACAGACGCCUCUUCACUUCUUACCGCUUUCUGCACUGACGUUGUUUUCUUCUUUCUUCGCUGUAGGCUAAAGAAGAGGAUGUAAACUUGUGAUGCAGUGUGACUUGACAUUGCUACUUUUUUUUUUUUUUGAACAUAUAGUGUAUACGUUUGAGGCAUUUCUGCUUUUUCUAGAUUCUAGAUAUAAGAGAGAUGAGAUGAGAGCGGCAGGAAAGAUGGCAGACAGAGAGGGUCUUCUGCUAGAUUCGAGCCAGCGACAUCGUACUUGUCUUAUCUCUCUGUGUAAAGGUUUCAAAAGACACCUAAAGGUUCAGACAUAUCACUGUACAUCUGGUGUCAUGAACCUGCACCCGCUUUACUGUUUUCUUGGAGUCUUCAGCUACUGUGAUCCUAUGUUUUUGAUGUUUGUUUCCCAAGAUGCUCCCUCCAGCUUCAAAAUGAAUGUGUAAUUCUUUGGGGAGAUAACACAGCUCUCAUCAGAACAUUUUUUAGGCUCCCCGGCAGCAGAAUAAUUACACAUUCCUCUCACAUUCCCGUCGCCUGUGGUGGGUAGAAAAAUCUUAAUAGUCGGUGUGCAGCCGAACAGGCGAGACCUUGUUCCAGCAUGGAAACUGUUAUCAGUUUCCUCAAUUUCUCACAGUUGUAGAGCAGAACAUUAUGAUCAGAUAGAGGGGGAAGCAGGGUGAUCCCUUUCUGCUGUGCUAGCCUAAAUCAGAGGGGAGUUUUUUUUUGCUCCACCUACAGCACAUGACACAGAUCCGAGAGUGCUCCCUGUAGCAUUUAUCACCUAAAGUAGGUCUUUUCUCACAUCGCUGACCCAAUACACAGAUUUUUUUUUUUCUCUCUUCCAGAUUCUUAAAAUAACUGGAAGAACCGUGGAGUGUAAGGAACAUCAAUCAGGAAGUAAAGAGCUACAUCAGCUGAGAGCAUUUUGGGAAACGUGGUUCUUGAUUUUAAGGGGUUUUAUUUGUUUGUUUGUUCUUAUUUAACAGGUGACAGUCAGAUGUCCUGGCAGCAAUGUGUUUUCUCAGGUGAAAUCUGAAUGUGCGGUUCAGUCCUAUGAUAACCUUGACAGAAACAAGUCACGCUAAAUCGAAGCUGACGUUCUCGGUGAGGUUUCUGUCACUGAUUUUCUUUUUUUAAAAGGUACGUUGUUAUUUUUUUUUUGAGAUUCCAGGGCCAGACUCCCCCCCUCGACACAUCCCCGCAACUAAAAUCACCUUGCCGUCAGUAAAAUCCUAGUUCCUUUCAGACGCAGGACUAUUUUUACAUCGUUUUGUCUCACACAUCAUGCUCCGAGGCACAUUUCAGUAUUAAAUCCACAGACAUCACCUUAUUACUGAUCUGCUGGAAGUGUGUGAUUGCAAAAAGCAGCAGAGAGGCAAACAGCUGGAGCUCAUUGCAACUCCCAUUUUCCUGGAUUUUUUUUUUUUUCUUUUUUUUUUUUUUUUAGAAAAAGAGGCACAUAAAACCCAUGAAAUGUAUUUUUUUAUGGGGUAAUUAAACAGAAUGAGUGCAGAAGUGAACACAGUCUGACAGCUCACCUGUUCAGCUCAGGAAAGUGGACAUAAUAUAUCUUAUCAUCAUCACAUGUAUCUGCAUUUAAAGGAAUAGUUGCAGAGAGUUAUAUAAGAAGAUUCUCACCACUCUCAUGUCUGUGUGUUAUAAAAGGCUGCAGCCAGGAGACAGUUAGCUGAGCAGAAAGACUGGAGACAGUAAGCAUGACUGUGUCUAAGCAGCACCUGGCUGUACUUCAUAUUUACCUUCCAGACCUGAGAGUGUUAUUGAUCUUCUCAUCUAACUCUCAGCUAAAACAAGCGUAUGUCCUAAGAUGUCAGCCUAUUAUUUUAAAAUAGCAAUGACAAGGGUAAAUUAAGUAUAUUUUUUUUCUCUUGCUGUAGUACUUAAGGCUUUAUAUACUCUAAAAUACUAAUCAAAAGCUGAUUUUUGUGUCUGCGUUAACGCAAGAUAAGAAAAUUGGAUCAAUUUGCGGUCGUCUGGUAGAGGAAAAUCAAUCUCAUCUCCAGCUGUAACAAAAGAGAAUCUGUGCCAGAGAAGAAGAAAAAAAAAAAGCUCUUGUGGUUUGAAAAAAAAAAAAUACCACUCACAUCUCCUCAACCAGUUUUUUUUUUUUUUUUCCUUGUUGCUAUGGUUCAGGCUCAGUCUCAUUCAGUGGUAAUGGAGAAUUGCUUUCUACAGCAGGGACAGAAAUCUCACUGACUGCUGGAGAAAGAGCUUAAAGGAGCAAAUACAUCACGGUCAAAACAGUAGCAGUCGAGGCUGUUGGCAUCACGACAUCGCCCGCGACUGUUGCCUUACAGACUUGAGGUGAGAGCAGCCUCGGGGCAGCUUCAUCCUCAUCAGUCCACUGGUCUGCAUUAAACAGAAGCGGCUCUUUAGUAGCAGUCACUGAGCUGCAGGCUGCACAUAUCAGACUGUCUCUGUGGAUUGUAGCGCUAACACUCAUACCUCUGUCAGCUAUUGUACUACUACCCUAAAAUCUGUACAACUAAAUACUGCACUUAUCAAGUAGGAUAAAGGCUGCUCAGUCAAUACGUCUGCCAUAACAGCAAAGUGACAGGUGGCUCAUAUGAAACAGAUUCUGUCAGACGAAGAGUAGAGUUCAGCUCAGUUCAGAUGGGUCGGUGGUUUCCUGCUGUCUGGAUCCGUCAUCAUCGUCUAGUCCCGGCUUUAAUGUCUCAUUCUUCAGUAGGACUACCUUUUGGACAAGGCAGUACACGUGUAUUUACUACGUUGGAACGUCUGUAUGAUAUGUGAUCAGACUCUUUGUAUCUUAUGCUAUUGUACAAAUAAAAGCUUCAUGAAAUUAA